AUGACGGCCGCACCUAAGAGGUCUCUCGCCCUGUCACCUCCGCCAGUUCCUCAAACCAUCGGCGGCGGAUCCUCGUAUCCAGGCAUACCUACCAUAGCUUCUCCUCCAAGCUCGCCCCGCUUGAAAGACAAAGUCUGCAUUAUAACUGGUUGCAACAGUGCUCUAGGCAUCGGCAGAGCUUCAGCCUACGAAUACGCUUCAGCUGGUGCAAAGGCAUUAAUCCUAUCCGACUUUGACACUUCCAACCUGGACAAUUGGAAACAAGACAUUGAGAAGCUGUAUCCGGGAACACAGGUCGUAGUGCAAAAGGUGGAUGCUGGGAAUGAAGAAGAUGUCAAGGCAGUGGUGAAGUUAGCUCUGGACAAAUGGGGAAGGCUGGAUGUCUUCUUCGCCAAUGCUGGUAUUGGAGGUACCAUGGAGAGAGUCUACGAUGUCAACAAGAAGGAAGGCAAGACGGAACAGGAUUUCAUGAGAACCAUGAAAGUAAAUGCAUUGAGUGUCUUCCUCGCAACAAAGCAUGCCGCCAAUGCAAUGAUGCAGAACAAACCCAAUCCCAGCGGCUCCAUCAUCGCUACAGCCUCGGUGGCUGGUCUACGGUCCAACGCUGGCCCUACAGAUUACUCAGCGUCCAAAGCUGCUGUCAUCAGCAUAACACAAACAUCAGCCUACCAACUCGCAGGUACUGGCAUUCGUUGCAACGCGAUUUGCCCAGGCAUCAUCGAGACAGGCAUGACAGCAGCAAUGUACAAAGCAGCAAGAGCGAGAGGCAGUGAAGGCAAAAUUGGGCAGUUGAACCCAUUGAUGAGAGGUGCAGUAGCAGACGAGGUCGCCAGAGUUGCCUUGUUCUUGGCCACCGAUGAAAGCAGUUAUGUCAAUGGACAAGCCUGGGCUGUGGAUGGAGGUUUGAGUGCUGGCUUGCCAUUCGUACCAGGCAAAUUAGCUUGA
This is a messenger RNA of Aureobasidium melanogenum CBS 110374, 945 nucleotides long. Its product is annotated as NAD(P)-binding protein. The transcript has 2 exons. The coding region runs from base 1 to 945 and encodes 314 amino acids. NCBI's taxonomy places the organism in Eukaryota, Fungi, Ascomycota, Dothideomycetes, Dothideales, Saccotheciaceae. The record is from RefSeq and is a predicted model, not a curated record.